This is a messenger RNA of Trichobilharzia regenti, 663 nucleotides long. NCBI's taxonomy places the organism in Eukaryota, Metazoa, Platyhelminthes, Trematoda, Strigeidida, Schistosomatidae. The record is from the annotation of a GenBank genome assembly.
CUCAGUCAGUAAAUCUGAAAGUGACCGGUACUUUGGACAUUGAGAGGCGGGUUCAAGGUCGUUUCAGGACGGAUCUCACCGUGCAUCAUGACACAAGGUAUUAAUCCUCGGGCAUACCCACUGGCAGGACCAGAAUUGACGAAUAAAAUAAUCGAGCUUGUUAAGCAGGCCAGCUCUUACAAACAAUUAAAGAAGGGUGCAAAUGAAGCCACAAAGGCUCUCAACAGAGGGAAAGCCGAAUUUAUUGUGAUGGCAGCCGACAUUGAUCCACUAGAAAUUGUAUUACACUUGCCACUGUUAUGCGAAGAUAAGAAUGUGCCAUACGUCUUUAUUCCAUCACAAAUGGCCCUGGGUCGAGCUUGCGGAGUUUCUAGGUCUGUGGCAGCUGUCGCCGUUACAGAUAGUGAAGGUUCACAGCUCAAACCUCUCGUUGUUUCUAUUCAGCAGAGCAUCGAAAAGCUUCUUAUUUAAUAAAUAUAUACUUGUAAUUAAAAAUGGCUUCUAAGUUCUUGUAUAGAUCAGUUUCCUGAAUGUAGAAAAGACAUUUUCCUAAUCGUGAACUGUUUGCUAUUUGCAAUAUUAUACCUUAACCGACUCUUAGCUCUUACAAUAUUUAUUGACUUCGUUAUGACUAGUCUCUAUUAAAACCGUUUCUUGGAGUGC